AUGAUGCUGCGCUUCGCCUCGCGCGCCCUGCGGCACUCAAAACACGUGGUUGCACCCUGCCAACUGCAACUUGUACGAACGCCGGAUCAGCUGCGAUCAUUUGGGCUCUUUUCGGACCUUAAGAACCAGUUGAAGAGCGAGCUCGAACAAAACGCGGAGCUCAAGAAAUCGUUCGAAGAGCUAAACCACACUAGAAAGCAAUUUGAGCACGUCAAAAAGGUCGCCACGGAAAAGGUGAGCGCCGUGGGGUCUAUGACUGGAGAAGCGGCUCGAAGUUUCCAGCAACAGGCAUCUGAGGCCUCCAAGAAGCUGAAAGAGUCUCACUAUGGGACUGCUGAGGCCGGCCACAAAGAAGACGGUGCUGGGAGUAGAUCCAGUAGCGAGAAGUCGAUGGGCGGACGAGCAGAGGACGAGGCUAAGCGAGCUGGAGCCGAUAGUGAGACGAACGAGUCGGUGGAAAACGCGCGUGCUUUUGUGAAGAACUUUUUUGGUGGGCUUGCUGCUCAGAAGAACAAGGUCGUGCAUUCCAGCAGCUUUUCUAAACUGCGCGACGAAUGGAAAGAGGCUGCGCAAGAGCUGUUUGGUAAGAAGGAAAAGCAGACGGUUGACGAGGCACUGGCCUCUGUCCGCACGCCGUCCACGCAGAAAACAAAGAAAGCAGAAACUGACGGCGAAGGGCCUCCGGUGUACACGGGCACCAGUGCGCUGGUCGCAGUGAAGGAGUCGGAUAGCGCGUGGCAGCGUGUGAGCGCUCGUUUCCGCGAAGCCCCGAUAAUUAAGGGCAUUUUGGACGCGGCGAAGCAGGCAGCAAAGACCGAUGCAGGAAAGAGGGUGCAGCAGACGACGAAAAAGGUGAAAGACAAGCUCAAUGACGCGCAGGAAGAGGUGCUUGAGGUUUGGGAGACUAGCCAGAACCCUUGGGUCUAUAGGCUGUCGUCCAUCUAUGACGGACUCUUCGGUGAAACGCCGAUGGGUGUUGCCAUCAAGGAAAUUCGCCGAGCUGAGCCGGACUUUAUCUUGGAGCAGUGGAAAGAGAACAUUGAGAAAGUCGUUCUGCCAGGGGUUUUGGAGGCGUUCCUCCGUGGCAACAGCCGUGACCUCAAGAAAUGGUUCGGCGAAGCGGCGUACUCACGUGUGAACAUCGCCAUUCGGGAGCGCAAGUCGGAGGGUUUGGUCAUGGAUCCGCACGUGCUCAGCAUUGACAACGUGGAAGUCAUUGAGGCUACGGCCGAAGACAAGCAAGCUCCUAUCGUCCUCAUGCGAUUUCAGGCGCAGCAGAUCAACUGCAUUCGCAAUCGAGAGGGCGAAGUUGUCGAGGGGUCUGAGGACGAGGUGCUGGCCUACUAUUACAUUUUUGCCUUCCAGCGCGAGUACGACGAGGAGCUCGAGUCUCUCCGCUGGCGAAUCGUGGAUCUGCACAUGCAGCGCGGCGGUCGGUAUUAUUAG
This is a messenger RNA of Peronospora matthiolae, 1446 nucleotides long. The record is from the annotation of a GenBank genome assembly. Lineage: Eukaryota; Oomycota; Peronosporomycetes; Peronosporales; Peronosporaceae.